AUGGCGCCCCGUGAUGAAGUUGACCAGACGGUCGUCUACCACGACGAUGUCACCCAGGCGAACAAGUUGGGCUUGGCCGUUGACGAGGUUGCGGCCACCCGUAUCUCCGAGGCCGACAUGAUGCGCAAGUCUGCCGAAGCCUUUACCAUGAAGUCCCGGUCUGGUCUUUUGGUCGUCGGCUACAUGUUUGUCAUGGGCUGCAACCAGGCAGGAUACGGCGUCGACUGGGGUGUCAUUGGUGGCAUCAACUCGAACGACCGCUGGCACGACUACUACGGAUUCCCCAACGCCGGCGUCAUCAUCUCGACGAUCAACGCCCUGAUGCAGAUCGGCGGCUUCCUGGGUGCUCCCUUCCUCAGCUGCGCCGACGUCCUUGGCCGUCGUGGCAUCAACUUCCUCGGCAACUUUCUCGUCAUCAUCGCCGCCAUCAUGCAGGCCAUGGCCCCGAACCUGGCCUGCCUCAUGGUCGGCCGACUCGUGCUCGGCUUCGGCACGGCCUUGUGCACGGCACCGCAGUACGUCGCCGAGAUUGCGCCCAUCCACCUUCGCGGCCGCAUCGUCGGCAUCUUCGGCGCCUUCUUCCAGGUCGGCUCCAUGAUGAUGAUUGGCAUCAUGAUGGGCCUUACCAAGUUCGACAGCGACUGGCAGUGGCGCUUGGCCUUCUUCAUCCAGGCCAUCUUCCCCCUCCUUGUCUGCAUCUUCAUCUACAUCCUCUGCCCGGAGUCUCCUCGCUUCCUGUACAUGCGCGGUAAGAAGGACGAGGCCCGCCGCGUCAUCGCGCGUUACAUGACCACAAGCAACGACAUCAACCACGAAAUUGUCGACCUCAUGAUCCUCCAGAUCGAAGAGUCCAUCGAGACGACCAAGGCCGGCUUCCGGGCGACGUGGGACUUCCGCGUCUUCUUCACUCGCCCCGUCUGGUUCCGGACCUUUGUUCUGGCUGUCUAUGCCGUCUUCCAGCAGUGGAAUGGAGGCGGAAUCAUCGGCUACUAUCUCUCCCCGGCGCUCGACACCAUUGGCAUCACAGGACAGCUCGAACAGCUCGGCAUCAACCUCGGCUCCAUUUCCAUCUACUUCGUUUUCACGCUCUUUGGGUCCUACAUCAUUGACUAUUUCCGCCGCCGCACGCUCAUUUUCGCCGGACUGAUCUCCAUCAUCAUUGCGCAGACGGCCGUGACCAUCACGAGUUGGCAGUACAAUCUGACCGAGUCCAAGACGACGGCCAUCCUGACAAUCGUGUGGAUCUACUGCUUCCAGAUCUGCAGCGCCACCUUCAUCGCCACGAUGCACAACCUCUACCCCGUCGAGCUGCUGUCACUGCCGCUACGUGCCAAGGGCAUGGGCGUCUUCGCCAUGUUCCAGGCCAUCGCCGCCGUCAUCCACAACUACGGCAUCGGCAUCGGCAUCGCAAAGAUCGGAUACAAGAUCUGGGCCGUUUACAUCGUCUACAACUUCCUCCAGAUCUUCCUCAGCUACUUUGUCUUCCCCGAGACGAGCAAGCUGAACCUCGAGGAGAUCGACACCAUCUUCGAGACGUCGGGCACCCAGCCCGUCAAGCUGAGCAUAAAGAUCGCCGACGCCAAGGCGGCCAAGAAGAAGCUCGACCACCAGAACGCGACGACGAGCAUUUGA
Messenger RNA from Colletotrichum higginsianum IMI 349063, 1632 nucleotides. Its product is annotated as Sugar transporter. The transcript has 3 exons. Lineage: Eukaryota; Fungi; Ascomycota; Sordariomycetes; Glomerellales; Glomerellaceae. Gene Ontology annotation, molecular function: carbohydrate:proton symporter activity. The record is from RefSeq and is a predicted model, not a curated record. Gene Ontology annotation, cellular component: membrane. Gene Ontology annotation, biological process: carbohydrate transport; transmembrane transport. Bases 1 to 1632 code for a protein of 543 amino acids.